Messenger RNA from Cercocebus atys (sooty mangabey), 3894 nucleotides. It is a transcript of the gene TSN, whose product is annotated as translin. Gene Ontology annotation, biological process: RNA metabolic process. The coding region runs from base 733 to 1419 and encodes 228 amino acids. The record is from RefSeq and is a predicted model, not a curated record. Gene Ontology annotation, molecular function: single-stranded DNA binding; RNA binding; sequence-specific DNA binding. Lineage: Eukaryota; Metazoa; Chordata; Mammalia; Primates; Cercopithecidae. The transcript is spliced from 6 exons. Gene Ontology annotation, cellular component: cytoplasm; nucleus.
CAGUUACAGGGCAUGGAAGGGGAAUUAGGGCAAGGUGUGAGUGGAAAGAGAAACAACCCACCGCCCACGCUUAAAAAAUCCGUUUAAUUUAAAAAUAGGUAAUACAGCCAUACAGAGAGGACAUUAAAAUAAAAGAUUUACACAGAAAAUUUUCGUUCCCAAUCCAUUCCCUACUCACAGUCCUACAUACGUUACUUUUAUUUUACUUUUUUUGGAAAUGUAAAUGCACUGGCCCCCUACUUUCUCACGAAGGCUGCACUCUCUCUACAUUCUUCUUCACCUGUGUUUUUGUGCAUACUCUUUCGUUGUGAAAUAUUUUCCCCCAACUGCUGUAGUGUAUGAAAUACAUAUACGUAACCUAAACAACCCCGCUUCCCCACACCCCCUACAAGCCCGUCCCCGCCCUCCCUCAGGCCCACGUGCUCCGAGGGCCCCCUUCGCAGGUUGUUUCUGGCGAUGCCUGUCUGAAGGCCUCAGACCGAGGCCCCGCCCACUCUCUCCCUCCUCUGCCCUUUGGACGCGCGCCUCGUGGACGGCGCCUCAGGCAGCGCGGCGGACAGCCCGUCCUCCAGCGCGCCGCGGGCCUCGGAGGACCCCAGCGACGGUCGUGGCGUAAGACCGGUGGGACGCGGCGAUAGCGGCGGCCGUUGCGAUUGAUUGCGCUGGUCGCCUCCGGCGUCCACUUCCCUGGCCGCCCUUGCUACACUGGCUGAUUGUUGUGCAGCGGGCGCCAUGUCUGUGAGCGAGAUCUUCGUGGAGCUGCAGGGCUUUUUGGCUGCCGAGCAGGACAUCCGAGAGGAAAUCCGAAAAGUUGUACAGAGUUUAGAACAAACAGCUCGAGAGAUUUUAACUCUACUGCAAGGGGUCCAUCAGGGUGCUGGGUUUCAGGACAUUCCAAAGAGGUGUUUGAAAGCUCGAGAACAUUUUGGUACAGUAAAAACACAUCUAACAUCUUUGAAGACCAAAUUUCCUGCUGAACAGUAUUACAGAUUUCAUGAGCACUGGAGGUUUGUGUUGCAGCGCUUGGUCUUCUUGGCAGCAUUUGUUGUGUAUUUGGAAACAGAAACACUAGUGACUCGAGAAGCGGUUACAGAAAUUCUUGGCAUUGAGCCAGAUCGGGAGAAAGGUUUUCAUCUGGAUGUAGAAGAUUAUCUCUCAGGAGUUCUAAUUCUUGCCAGUGAACUGUCAAGGCUGUCUGUCAACAGCGUGACUGCUGGAGACUACUCCCGACCCCUCCACAUCUCCACCUUCAUCAAUGAGCUGGAUUCCGGCUUCCGCCUUCUCAACCUGAAAAAUGACUCCCUGAGGAAGCGCUACGACGGAUUGAAAUAUGACGUGAAGAAAGUAGAGGAGGUGGUCUAUGAUCUCUCCAUCCGGGGCUUCAACAAGGAGACGGCAGCAGCUUGUGUUGAAAAAUAGGAGGCUCUCCUUGCUCCUGGCCUUGCUGACCUCAGCGGUUGCCAGGAAGGGGUGAGCACAGAGUGCCUCUUACGGUAGUUAGGAUGCCCAGUUGCUAAACACUGCGCUUUAUUUUCUUAACCAGUUGUGGUGUGAGUAUCAGAAUUGAAACACUUUUUUGGGGGUAAAAAAUAAUAGCCUUUACAUGGACAGAAUUUUCUUUGUUGUUUCAGUGAAUUUGCUCUGUAAUUCAGUGUAUUUCAGUUCCGUCAAAAAGUGUAAAUGUUAGUUUCUUGGUAAAGUCCUUUUCUUGCUUACCUUGACUGUUGAUGUACUGAUUGAGAAGUUCAUUGUCUCGUUUGUGAUUCUUCCAGAUGUGAUGCUUGAUAUUUUCUAUAUGCGAGUUAGCCAUCCACACCCAGGCAUAGCCUGGAUACAGUAUUAAAAUAGAUAAUUAAAAAGAUGGUUGCCAAGCAAGGAAAACUUAUUUUAUAUUUUCCCUUCCUUAUUUUAAGCAUUGUGAGUAAAUCAGAUGUUGAAUUCUUUUGCCGAGGGAAUUAUAGCCCCAGGUUCUCUCUCACUGCCAUCAAAAUAUACAAGAUUAAACUGCAAAGUCAAGCUCAGCAGAUUAUUUUGGAAAGUUUUUGUAUUAAGGGAUUUAGUAACAUCAUUUGGUUCUCCACCAUGCAGGGAGUAGGGCUUAGUGUUUUAAAACACCUCUGCUUUCUCAUGUUGCCUUAAUAUUCUGCUAUUGCAGCAAUUAAAAAUUGUCUUCACGUACAUUUGGAACUAACACGUGAUAUGAUAUAUUCCUAAACUAUGAAACCUUUUUUCUAGUAGUCAGCUAGAUCAUUUGAUCUGGGAGUAUAAAACCACCCACAUAAGUUAAUAAGCAAAAUCCUGACUAUUAUGUUGUUAGAGAAAAAUGCUUUGCUUUGUCUGGAAGAAAGAUAAAAUAGUGAAUUCUAAAUAAAUCAGGCGGGGCGUGGUGCCUCACACCUGUAAUCCCAGCACACUGGGAGGCCUAGGCAGGGGCAUUGCUUGAGCUCAGGAGUUCGAGACCAGCCUGGGCAACGAAGUGAGACUUCAUCUCUAUACAAAAACAAAAAACACGAAAGCACACACAAAAUAAAUCAGUGGGAUUUGGUAAUAUGUUUUAGAGUAAGAAAUUUCAGGUUGUUGGUGACUGUCAGGUUUUAAAUGUACAGUUUGGGGCAAGUCAUGUAAAUACUGUUGGUGGUCUUCAAUUUUCAGGUAGUACUAAGAGUAUGUGCCAGGAAACUCUUGCUAUCGAAUUGAGACGAUUAAAAUGGUGACUUAAUCCAUAGUUACUUUGCACUCACUGAAAGGAAAGUGCUUUCCAGAAUAAUACAAAGUAUCUAAAAGUGUCACCUUUUCUGGCCUGAUCAACCUGAUCAACAAUUUGGGCUUCCUGUUUGUAUGAGGGGCUAUUUGGCAUACUCUUCACAGCUUUUAUCAGGCCAAGUUAAAGGCUGACUACAUUUUUUCAUCACGAGAAAAGCAGUUGAAAUGAGGCAUGAGUUACUGUGCAUUGGGAUUUUAGAACAAUGUUCUUGACAGCUAUUUUGUGAAGUUAGGUUCUUAAAAGUGCCCAUGAUGGUCACUUAAAAUGUGCAUUAAUAGCACUGCCAGGAUCAGGCAUGAAAGACUUUUAAAUUAGAUCAUCACACAUAAGGCAAUAAGUUUGAUAAUAGGUUUUUUUUUUUUUUUAACCUCUUUAAGUAUUGAUUCUGCUUGAGAAUAUUGAAGUACUUGCCAGAAGUUGUGGAUUUCAGUUUUAACAAAUGCAAUUUAAGUGGAGAAGCACACUCUGGUCUUGGAAUUCCAUUUGAGGAUUUAGAAGUGUCAUGUUUAUACUUACUCAGUUGUGUUUGUUGCUGGCUUGUUGUAAAGCAAUAAAAUUUUUUUGGUCUUUUUGUAAGUGAGUGUGCUGCUGUAAGAAAUCUCCCACGUGCAUAACAAAUUCUGAAUAUUUUUUGAGGCUAAAGAAGACCGGGGUGACAAGCACAUACUGCUGUGUAAUGGUUACAAUAACCAAAAGACACCAGCCGCUCAGAGUUCUAUACUGUAAAGCGCAGAUAACAUUUGUGUGUUAUACCUUGAUUGGGGAAUUAAAAGUCAUUUAACUGAAGAUGUUGAGAAACCUGGGCUCUGGUGUUAGUAUACCAGAAUUACUGUUUUCAAUUGUAGAAAAUCAAGCAGGUUAGAGAAAAUAGAGACGAAUUAGGAGACACUGUCUUACGGAUUCAUUUAUAAGAAGAUAACCAGCCAUAUACACGUGGGGAUAUUUGCCGUGUCUUAAACUUGAAUAAUAAUAUGAGCAAUGCUUAAGGGAGUUUAAUAGAGAAGGAAAGCUUUGGCAGUGUUUUGAGACCUUAAGUGGCUAAAGAGAUGAGACAAACAUGCAGGUUGCUACUGGCAUAGUUUCAUAAUUGUGUACUCAGAAAUUAAAGUUUGCUUGUUUCUUGGUCUGGA